Messenger RNA from Knipowitschia caucasica, 1065 nucleotides. The record is from the annotation of a GenBank genome assembly. NCBI's taxonomy places the organism in Eukaryota, Metazoa, Chordata, Actinopteri, Gobiiformes, Gobiidae.
AUGAACCAGUCAGUCCCAGCUCCAGGCCGCUGUGUCACGGAGGUGUGGGCGCGCAAAGGGGAGGGCCCCUUGAUAAACAGCGCUGCGCUCUGCUCUCUGCGGCUCAAGUCUUCGCGUUCCUCCACACUCGAUCAGUUCCCAGACCCUGUGCUCCUCUGUCCUCAGCCUCUAUCCGCCUUUGCCCCGGCUCUGAGCUCCAAUUGGCUGCAGGGGCAGAAGACGCGCGGUCCCGGCCCACCCACCAGCGCGCACAUACACGGCUACACGAUGGCAUCUAGUCACGAUUAUCGAGGCUAUCUACGGGACAGCGUGGACCUGGAGGCGACCCAACACGACCGCUUCCACCCGGCGCAGAGCUCUGAGAACACGUGUCGUCCCUUCCUAAUUGGGACCCUUGUUAUUAUGGGAUUGCUUCAGGUGGCUUCCAGUGUGGCUAUCUUAUUGCACCUGACAGGUUAUCUGCAAGAGGUAGAUUUGUCCGCGGCACAGCAUAGACCCAUGGAGGAAAUGCAGAAAGACCCCAUUAUUGGUGCCUUACAAGCCUCGCCAAAGAAAUGCAGCCGGAACAGACGUAAAUUUUCAAGAGACAGUGUGCCGUCAGCUCAUCUACCAAUCAAGGCGGGGCAUGAAUACCCAAAAGGUAAGCCUCAUCCUGUCCCUAUCGAAUGGGACAAUAACCAAGGAGAUCUUCAUUGCGUGAAGUACGAAAAGGGGAAGAUCUUCAUCGACGAGCCUGGAUACUACUACGUCUACGCCAAGACUUGCUUCCGCUACUACAAUCUGGCCGAGGAGGACCGAGAUAUUUCCAACUUGGAUUUCAGCAAAAUUCAGCUCAUCCAGUACAUUUGCCACGACCAGCACCAACAGAACACCAUUGUGGUGAUAGGAAAGACCGGCAGCGCUGUCCAUUGGAACAACGGCAGCUACAACAUGUACUGUGCCCAACAAGGCCGAGGGGUGCGGCUAGAACAGGGGGACGCACUGUUUGUCAAUGUGUCCAACGCAUGGCUCCUGGACCAGGGGAGAGACGCUACGUACUUGGGGGUCAUAAAGCUGUCCAACUGA